Molecule: messenger RNA, 2143 nt
Organism: Marchantia polymorpha subsp. ruderalis
Lineage: Eukaryota; Viridiplantae; Streptophyta; Marchantiopsida; Marchantiales; Marchantiaceae
Source: the annotation of a GenBank genome assembly
UUCUUUCCAGCUGGACCCAUAGUCCGCGUGUAGGAAUCCAACAAGCUGCAAAUUCGCGGACUGUGGACAGAAACCCUUCGCGCAGUCGCUGUGAGACACCGGAAGAGAAAUUGAGUCUUCGAAAAAACAAUCGGCAUGCAGUAAAAGCCGAGGAGCUGGGCGUGACGAUGGUCGCAGUCAUCGGCCGAUCUCGUGGGGUUAGACGUGAGAAGCCCCGAUAGCGGACAAGUACUGCUGAGGAACGAUCAUGGCGAGGGGACGUGGAGUUUCUUAGUUCGUCCAUUGGAAAGCUUCACUAAAACCUCCGAGGCAACAACUGGAACGCAAUCCGAGGGUUUAGGGACCGCAUCGCAUCAUCGGAGCUUCUGUUCUGUGUGCUUUGUCUGGAGACUGGACGGGUGUUGCUGGUGAAUGUCAGUGACGGAAAGUGGCGAAGAUUUUCUGUCCUUUGAACGUACAAGUUUGGUGGAUUCUCUCGACGAUUUCGGGUAUUCUCAGUCCGAGUGGCCCCGAUGCUGAUCCAGUUCUGAAGGGCAAUGAGUGUCGGCAAUGGGUUUGUACAGCGUAUUUUGAGCAUCGUGCUUUGACGGAUCGCCUGAUAUCUUGGAUGAUCUGAGAUCUCUCAUUUCGAAUUUUGAGGUUGAAUCUGAACCUGGAGCAAUUUUUGGGUCAAAUGACAGAUUCUGAAUUGUUGCGAUUUCGAGAAGGAAGAAAUAGCGGCAAACUUGCCUAUGGGUUGGAGAGACUGCGUGAUCAGUUCGCCGACAAAUUUCGUGAUCUUUGAACGGGGAAGCAAUCAAGAGGACAACACAUUUUAGUCAUUCAUCAGAGCAGGAUGCUGGGAAUCGUAGGAAGAAUAGUUAGGCGACAAAAUCCAGCAGGCCUUACGAGGGUAACGAGGACUGCAGGUUCUUCGUUUUUCUCUCGUUCCGUGUCCUACGCUGCUGAAGAUGUUACUCUGGCCUCAUCAACUGAGAAGGAAAAUAUAGCAAUAUCGGCAACCAAGCCAAAACCUUUAAGUUUAAACCCUAACUCACCUCUUCGAGUUACUGAUCCUCCUCCCACUGGAUUUUCUGGAGUCGCCUUGAAACUUCUAGGAUUCUACACUAGGGAGAGCCAGCUAAUACGAGGAAGUAAGAUUUUGUAUACACGCAUUAGUGCGCAGGCGGAUCAACCCGAGCUAUAUGCAAGUUUUGCAUUAGAAAAAAACUUUAGAACAACGCAUGCUAUGCUGUUGUUGCAUAUGUGGCUUACUUUGGUGAGAUUGCGAGCCGAAGGCAAGGACGGAUCGAAAGUUGGCCAGUCCUUGUAUGAAAUAUUCAACCAUGAUCUUGAGAAGCGAGUUGUUGGAGAAGGGGUGAAGAUGCUUAUCUCCAAGUGGAUGAAAGAACUUGAGAAGAAUUUUUAUGGUGCUGUGGAAGCAUAUGAUGCCGCGAUGCAACCCACUGCCGUCAAAGAUGCUCUUGCACGCGCCCUCUGGAGAAACGUGUUCGCUGAAGAUGAUUCUCUUAUGCCCACUGGAGCCGCGGCUGCACCAGUUAAGUCCUUAGCGAGAUACGUGCGAAGAGAGGCAGCAUGCCUUGCUUUGACAGAUUCUGAGUCCCUUUUAUCUGGCAACAUUCUGUUUUCACACGAUUUUGAUGUUACUCAAGGGACUCGAGAAACGGACUCAACGUCUUUAGGACAAGCUACUAGCGAGCCCGUGCCAGCUUAGUCUCCAAUAAAGUAAUCAGAUUGGGUUGUCAAAAGAUGGGGAUGAUACUCAUGGUGGUUCGGUAUUUUCUUGUUUCCAGAGAGCACCAUAUGCAAGAAAACCCAGCUACUGAAGAGGGUUCAAUAGUUUAGAAUUUAGCUUGAUAGAUGUCACAAAGUAUUCUCCUGGUGACAAGCUCAUGUGUUACCUUGAAUUCUUCCAGCACGAAACCAGAGGUUGUCUGAGUUUUCCGUGGUUGAGCGUUCUCUGUCAUCUCUAAACGAGUCCGGCGAUUGUUCCCUCGAAGCCAUGGGCGAGAUGCAGUGUCCAUAGUGUUGGAAACGGGUUACUCUUACAAUGCACUUGCGUCCUUGUUCGAGUGAGAUGUCUCGACCAGAAGUCUUUCAGUCCUCUUGUUGUUUCCUGCUUUCGAAGGCAAAUUAUGUAUAC